UUCAAUAACUUAGUGGCACCAUCAUAGACUGGCCGGCUAGGCCUGCCCCGAAAUGAAGCCGGCGCGCGGCGCGGCGGCGCGGCCCCUGACAGCGCCACCGAGACGCCGCCCGUCACUGGCCGUCACUUUGACUUUUGAUUUUGAUUUUGUUUACUUGUGUUUUUUAUAAUUAUUUAUUGUAGUGUUUAAGUGCAAAUAAAUAAAACUAACGGAUGCACGACGACAAUGAUGUGGUAGAAAGUGAAGGUCAAUCUUCGGUAUCACUGGAUGCCGUGAAGAGAUGCCCCCUGUGCCCCCAGGCACGCUUUUUUAAAGUUACAGGUCGACACCUGGUUACAGCCAUAGGCUCCUUCAGAUGCGGCUCUGCAGGCGGCCUCGACGGCUUGAGUCCGCAACAUUUAAAGGAUCUCACCUGCCCAAGCGCCGGGGAAGCAGGUGAGUCGCUUUUGAAGGAGCUUACGGCCCUGACCAACCUUAUGCUCUCCGGCAAGGUGGACGAAACCGUCAUCGACGUUUUGUACGGAGCCAAUCUAUGUGCUCUGCGCAAAAAGGAUGGCGGUAUUCGUCCAAUUGCCGUGGGGACUACUUACCGUCGUAUGGUAGCCAAAAUCUGCUCUAAAUUUUGUAGUGAGGAAGUUUCGGAAAAAUUUCAGCCCCUGCAGCUAGGUUACGGCUCGAAAGGGGGCUGCGAGGCUGCCGUACACGCCCUGUCGACCUAUUUAAAUCAUGGGAAAGGAGAUGUCAUCCUGAAGGUUGACAUCAAGAACGCCUUCAACUCGGUGAAUAGGGACACCUUGCUGGCAGAAGUCAAAAAAGAAAUACCCAAAAUUUACAGUUUUCUUUGGCAAUGUUAUAGAUACCCAACAAAAUUAUUAUAUCGGAACAACCUGUUAGAAUCCGCUGUUGGCUGUCAACAAGGUGAUCCACUCGGGCCUGUGAUUUUUAGUUUGGCGAUUAACCCAAUUAUUCGGCAGCUAAAUUCUGAAUUUAACGUGUGGUAUCUCGACGACGGGACCCUGGGAGGCAACAGAGAUACUGUUCUUAAUGAUUUAAUUUUCCUAAAAGAUAAAUUCCACGACAUUGGCCUCGACCUCAACCUAUCUAAAUGUGAACUUUUUAUACCCGACUCGACUGACAGACAGACUAUUCUUCAAAAUUUCCUCACAAUAGCUCCUGAAAUUAAACCGAUAGACCAAAGAGUGUUCUCCACAAAUGAUAAAACUUGCAUAGAAGAAUCUAUGUUACCGGUGUGUUCAAUAUGGUUAGAAUGUUCUAACAUAUUGGUGGUGGUGGUAGUGGUGGUAGAUAGUAUUUGUGGACCCCCCUUCGUACACGACGUCAUCAUACAACAAUCUAUCAGUGUGCUGUUAGUGUAA
Messenger RNA from Helicoverpa armigera (cotton bollworm), 1376 nucleotides. RefSeq lists its product as uncharacterized. The transcript has 3 exons. Lineage: Eukaryota; Metazoa; Arthropoda; Insecta; Lepidoptera; Noctuidae. The record is from RefSeq and is a predicted model, not a curated record. Bases 213 to 1376 code for a protein of 387 amino acids.